UGCAAGGACAAAAGGUUAGUGACCGGAGAUCAGCUUGUUUUCAUCACCUAACUAAACAGAAACAUGUUUCUGUUACAUAUUUGCAUCUAUGCCAGCCUCAUGCUGUCCCUCCCUCAGUGUACAUAUCAAUCCUGCACAGAGGGGACACCCAGACAGUGUCGAGAUGCAGAAUUUGCUCCAGGUACCAAUUUGGCCGGCGAAGGCUUUGAUAUCACCAACAUGGAACGUAAGGGAGCCUUUGUGCUCGACAUGAAUCAGUGGAAACGCAAGGACAAAACAUGCACCCUGUGCAGCAACCCCUACCUGGAGAACAAAAAGCAAAAGCUCCCCUUGUCAGUCAUGGACUGGAUAGCAAAGCAGUCCUGCAGCAUGAAAGUGUCUAGCACGCUCCACAGAUCCAGUGAGUCUCUGGUCAGUUCCAGCUCCUCUUCUGUGGAAAACAACUGGAAGAUCAAUCUUGAUGUUGAUGUGGGUGACAAGAGCGGCUCAUUGAUGCUAGCUGGUACUCAUUCCAAAUUGGCUGAAUACUCCAUGGAAAAAACUAAGAAUGACAAGUUUAGCUUCACAAGCCAAAGCAUGUCCUGUGAGUACUACAGCUACAGAGUGUCCAGCACCCCCAAGUUGCACAGAGAAUUUAAGAAAGCAGUGAACCAGCUUCCCAAAGUCUACAGUCCAGAAAACAAGCAACGAUUUUACAAACUGUUUGACACCUUCGGCACCCAUUACGUCACCAAGGUGAAGUUGGGAGGAAGUGUUCAGUCUGUGACGAGCAUCAGGCAGUGCCAGGCCAGCCUGCAGGGCAUCAGUGUGGAGGAGGUUCAGAUGUGCCUGGAAGCUGAGGCGUCUGCCAGCAUCAAAGUAAUUACAAUCAAAACAGAAUCAAAACACUGCCAGAAGGACAUUGAGAAGACAGAGAGCAAGUCGUCCUUCUACGGCCACUUCAACGACAGGUUCACAGAAAUAAAGGGGGGCCAUACCACAGAGCCAGACCUUCUUUUCUCUGCUGACAAAAAUCCAUCCGCCUACAAAGAAUGGCUGAAUUCACUACCGCAUAACCCAGACAUUGUCUCAAAUUCCCUGAGCCCGCUUCAUGAGUUACUUCCUACUAACACUCCUCUCUGGAAGAACCUGCGUUUAGCCAUUAGCCAUUACAUCCUGGAGAAAGCCCUGUGGAAGAACUGCAGUGAGCACUGUCAAGCCGGCAUCAAGAGCGACCAGAGAGAUUCCUGCGUGUGCCAAUGCCACAACGAACUCGCUGUAAACCAAGACUGCUGCCCGACCCGUAAGGGCAUGGCACGGGUCAUCAUAACUGUACAACGGGGUGCAGGACUGUGGGGAGACCACAGCACAGCCACAGAUGGCUAUGUGAAGGUGUUUUUCAAUGGGCAGAUGAAGCGUACCCAUGUCAUCAACAAUAACAACUACCCACACUGGGCCACUGUCAUUGACCUGGGCACUCAGGAUGUGUCCUCAGGGCAUCAAGUAAAAUUUGAAGUGUGGGAUCAGGACAACAACUGGGACGACGACCUGCUGGGACAAUGUGGGAAAGCUUUGUCUGCUGGAGUCAAGCAGGAUCUCUGUAACCUGCAACAUGGCCAGCUUUUCUACAAGCUGGACGUGAAAUGCACUCCCAGUCUGAGUGGAGCUCUAUGCAAGGACUAUAAAGCCUCUCCUAUGAGUCAAAGUCUGAAGGAGCUGUACGUGUCCCGUCAUGCACAUCCAGUUCCAAAAGCUAUUCUGUUAGAGAUGGGUGUGUUUGUGGAUGAACCAAGCCCACUGAGCAACCAGAGUCUUACUGCAAAGACUCAGAAGUAUGAUUUAAAGUAACAACUGCGCUAGGCUUUACUGAUGCUUAUAUUGAAGGAAUUAGCAAAAUUACUUUUAUUGUAUCAAUACGGUUAACCAAAGCAAAACACAUCAUCCAUAUCUGUCCUCACAAAGCUAUUCUGAUUUAGUUUUAACCUUUUUUUUAACUAUUAAGGUCAUCUUUUUUUUAAAGAAACUUGUGUUUGACAAAAUACUGUUGUUUUAAAGUCUAGAAAGACAAAAUAGAAGUUUCAAUAUUUUCAUUUACCUUCAUAUUUGCAUCAUGUAAUGCUCAUUAUACUAUAUUCACUGGGCUAGUCUUUCACAGUUCAGCAAAUCAUAUUUGAGUGAUUUAAAUUGUAUUCUUGCCGCUUCUACUUAGCUAAUUUUUUCUUAUGUUUUAUCAAUGCAAUUUCCCUUUUCUUAUUAUAUACAUGCAUUUAUUAAAGGUACUAGUUUAUUGACAUUUGCGUCAUAUUUUUGCUAAUUUGACUUGACAUUAGAGAAGUGAGGAAUAGAACGUUAAGCCUUUGCUUUCGAUCACACAUGUAUUGCCAUCAUAAAUUGUUUUGCUAUAUUUUAUAGUCAAUUACUGUACUGCUUUUCUUAGACUCAUACAUGUAUACGAUUUUAAUGAUUGUUUACUUGUUCUGUUAUCUGUAAUG
This is a messenger RNA of Gymnodraco acuticeps, 2471 nucleotides long. Its product is annotated as perforin-1-like. Gene Ontology annotation, cellular component: membrane attack complex. The record is from RefSeq and is a predicted model, not a curated record. Gene Ontology annotation, biological process: immune response. Lineage: Eukaryota; Metazoa; Chordata; Actinopteri; Perciformes; Bathydraconidae. The coding region runs from base 64 to 1827 and encodes 587 amino acids. The transcript has 5 exons.